CCUUCCUCUUAGAACCCGAGAAAAUGGCGCACCACAUCCUUCUCAUUGGCGGCCACGGCAAAGUUGCCCAACUCCUCACACCACUCCUUUUGGCCAAAUCAUGGAACGUGACUAGUAUGAUACGUACUGCUUCUCAAAAAUCUGCGAUCGAGAAGCUGGGACAAGGACAGCCCGGAAAGUUGGACGUGCUGGUCAGCAGUGUGGCUGAUGUCAAGAACGAAGGGGAUGCGAAGAGCAUCUUGGAGCAGGUCAAGCCUGAUUGGGUUGUCUGGAGCGCUGGAGCUGGUGGCAAGGGCGGCGCGGAGAUGACGUUUGCAGUCGACCGCGACGCAGCUAUUGCAUUCACAAAAGCCAGCAUCCACACACCUUCUGUCAAGAAAUUCUUGACUGUAUCUUACCUCUCUUCCCGUCGUGGACGCGCACCCUGGUGGAACGACGAGGACUGGAAGGCGGCACAAAAGGUCAACACGGAGAUCUUGCCGAACUACUUCAAAGCCAAGGUUGCAGCUGACGAGGUCCUCACUGUUCUUUCUCAGGAUCGAGUAGCCAAGGAGGAGAAAGAUGGUGUUCCCGCUAAUGAGCGCUUCUGUGGAAUCAGCUUAAGGCCUGGUACACUGACAGAGGAACCGGCGGGCAAGGUGAAGAUGGGAAAGAUUGGAGCGGGUGGCAAGACGAGCCGUGCGACGGUUGCGGAGAGCGUGGUCGGUGUCUUGGAAGCUGAAGGGGUAAGGGGCUGGGUCGAUGUUAUCGAUGGGGAUGAAGGGAUCAAGGAAGCAGUAGCAAAGUAUGUCAAGGAGGGCCAGGACGCUGUUGAGGGCGAAGACCUCGGGGAGAUGAAGGAGAGGGUUGAGAAGUUAUGAGGGUGAUCACUUCAAUUCAAAUUGGGCAUGAGCCAGAUAUUCAACAGCAAAGGGGAACUGAGUUUCUUGUUUCUUCUUGUUGCUGUCUGACUACCAGAUGUUGGACGCACGCGGAAAAGUGCCACGCUCAAGAAGUGAAGAAGAACGAUACAGCUACAAAGGCUGCUUUCUCUACACCAUAAUGCAGUAAUAGAAAAGGGGUCUCAGUAAUACAACGAGCGAGGCAGUUGCCGCCCAACGUGAGGAGUGUCAUCGAAAGAGCAAGGGGUAUGUACAAUGUAGCUCCUCGAGACACCAACUCCUAACGCCGCAGAACAUGCAUUACAGUUAUAAACACUAGGAAAGGCGCGUAAAAAUGUGUAAGAAUCUAGGUCGAAGGAAAGAGGACCUUAUGUUCCAGGUCCUGUCGGUUUGGAGUGGUCUCCAGAGUGGCCUGAGAAUGGUCCUACGACAAACUCUGGUG
This is a messenger RNA of Alternaria alternata, 1323 nucleotides long. RefSeq lists its product as hypothetical. Lineage: Eukaryota; Fungi; Ascomycota; Dothideomycetes; Pleosporales; Pleosporaceae. The transcript is spliced from 2 exons. The record is from RefSeq and is a predicted model, not a curated record. Bases 24 to 860 code for a protein of 278 amino acids.